Protopolystoma xenopodis is the source of this 411-nucleotide messenger RNA. Lineage: Eukaryota; Metazoa; Platyhelminthes; Monogenea; Polystomatidea; Polystomatidae. The record is from the annotation of a GenBank genome assembly.
GUCGGAUGUGCCCAGGCGGUACGGACGCUUGGACAGAUUUGUCACCGACGCAGGAAGAUUCAAAGCACAACUCUGGCCGGAGGUGCCCUUAAUCAUUGCUCUUGCUCUUACACUUUGAUUUUUUUCCUGACAAUUGCCGAUUCAGCCCUUGAUUUGGCGCGUGGGGCCUGCUUUCUUCAGCCCCAUCUGCUCCGCUAUUUUGGUCCAGUAAUUCGAGAUAGCUGGCCCAACAUGUUCAUGAGUAUCCACCUAAACGUCUCCACUCCUUUCUCGCUCAACGUCCGUGCCAUGGCGCACUGGAUCAUUAGUCGCUUAGUUUUGGCCUUCAUCGAGGUUUGUCAUUGUUCAUUGCCAUCGGAGGCUGGUACGCCACGUAGCAUUCGCUCAACCAGCCUCGAGGCAGCUGAUUAG